AUGCUCUCUACCAGGCGUUUGCUCGCGGCUGCCGGUGGCGCGGAGACGACGGCCUCGUACCGUAAGGGGAGCUACCACCUCGUCCCGAAGAAGCACACCAUCGGCAGGCGUAUCGCGGUGCGCAGUUACCUUGACCGCAACCGGACCGAACUCUCUGACCGAACUUACAUGCCACAAAAGGCCUGGUUUGAGCCCUACACCCCGAGACAGUUCGAGAGGGAGCAUGAGGAGCUUAGAUACAACUUCUACAACCUUGAGACGAAGCUGAUUUGGACUGCCUUUGACACCCCCGAGAAGAUCGGUAUUUUGCUCCACGACGAGACCAUCAAGGGGGCCAGGCACCUCUACGACAAGGAAUUCCUGGACGCCGCGUUGCACUGGACCCAGGAGGCCCGCUACUGGCGUUGCAUUGGUAUUACGAAGCCCUUUUACAACAAGACAACGCUGCGGGCGCACUGCUGGCACGAUAGGGGCAUCCAAGUUGGGACACUUGUCCUUUCACAGGCCAUGCGUCACGCGUUAAUGGAUUUGGAGCGCGCCGUUCGGCGAAAGGAGUUGGGCCUGCAACCAAACUACAUCUGGGACCGUUGGGGGCCGAUUGGCUUCAUUGAUGGCGCCAAAACCGACUACUUGCCGCGAUUCGCACAUAACCCGUACGUUGACCCGGACGGUGUCGAGGUGACAGAGCUCGAUGUGGCGCCCUUCAACACACAUGAGCAGAUUAAGGAGCGCUAUGGCGCCUUCAUAGACCCCGACCUCACCCCAUUCGAUGGUGUUUUUCGUGCACCUUCACACGGUGCCCUGACCCUCGACGACGUGCCGGCGCAGGCGGCGGUGGAAUUGUUCCGUCAGCUCAAAUCAAAGGCCGGCACACCAGUGUUUCUCGGCGGCGGAGCAGAAAUUGCCCCGGCGGACAUGCGUGCCCUCUUCUACCUUAGCGCCGAUCCUGAGCGGCUUGAGAAGGCUCAAGGCGUCGAUUCCUGGCAAGAGGUGCGGGAAAUGUUGGCUCCUCUACAGGACACGUGUGAUGAAAAGAUUGAGGCCCUUCGACUGUUGCAACAUACACGCCAUGACGCGAAUCGUGUUCGCUCUUUCUAUGAGGAAAAGUGUGGGUUUGCGGAUUUCAUGUAUACCCCCGACAAGGUUAUCACCGCGGCGGUGCUGUGUUACCUGCAGGAGUUGCACCGCAUAUGCACCGAGACAGACUGGGGCAAGCCGCUCGCCCUUGCCUUGACGGACAUGGAAAGAGCCCAAGUAAUGGGCAGAGAUGCCUUUUUGGUGUAUCGCCACAUUGAGGAUGCGACUCUUGACAAGCAACGUCGCACCUGGGCGACGCGCUUUGCGGGUGAGGCAAACGAAGAGAGCACCCUGGAUUACCUACUUGAGAACUUUGGUCGUCGCACGGAGCAGACUCGCAACGUCGGUUCCACUGGCACAGAAUUUGACCGAGAGCAGGAGCCAAUUGGCCGCCAGGUGCAGAGGCGCGUUCUUGAUUCGGACAAGGCCCACAAACUGGCUGAGGCCCGCCAGAGGCGGGGCAAGAUGUGGUCCCAGAAGAAGAGUGUUUUUGACUCGCUUCAUCAGAAGCAGCUGCAAAAUGUAUCGUAUGGUGUUCGUUAA
Molecule: messenger RNA, 1620 nt
Organism: Trypanosoma conorhini
Lineage: Eukaryota; Euglenozoa; Kinetoplastea; Trypanosomatida; Trypanosomatidae
Exons: 1
Coding region: 1-1620 (539 amino acids)
Source: RefSeq, a predicted model, not a curated record